GUGUGUGUGUGUGUGUGUGUGUGCGUGUGCGUGUGCGUGACCAAAGAGGCUGUUCUGCUCUCGCUGCUUCUCCUCAUGUCAGGAUCAGACGUGUGUGUGUGAGUAGACAGAGUGUGUGAGUGUGUGGAGCUCAAGCACCUCUCAGUGUUUAGUGUUCCUGCUUCAUCUUCCAGUGUGUGAGGUCACAGCGCCUCUGGAUACGGGACUUUCUGGGCUUUCUUACAGCAGGACAAUCUGGAGGGAAAGGAUGGUUCAGUAGAAAAAGCGGCUGAAGCCUGAGGUGAGAAAAUAGAGACGAAAGCACAAGAAACGCUUAAGUCUUCAAGAGGCCUCCAGAAAGCGCCAACAUGAACCCCAUUCGGAAAGACAUGGAGCUGCUGAGUAACAGCAUGGCUACUUACGCCCAUAUAAAAGCCAACAUGGAGAGCUUUGCGCUGUACUUCAUGAUGGGCGUAUGUUCAGGUCUUCUCCUGGCGCUGGUGCUCCUCAUACUGGGAAUCACCUGUCGGCCGCAUCCAAAGACAAAAACACCCUCCACACCUGACAAGAAAAGACUGAAGGAGUCCAGCGAGGAGGAUGAAGACGACGACAAGGAAGAAGAUGAACUUGAUGAAGGAGAUGAAGAGGAUCUAGAGGUGCCAGUGGUCACCGUGAGUCCCAUGAGUGAUCAAACACAACUGAACGGCACUAUAAAGAGCGUGAAUGUGUUCGCUUCAGCAGAGGAGCUGGAGAGAGCCAGAAGACUGGAGGAGAGAGAGCGGAUAGUCAGGGAGAUCUGGAGGAAUGGACAGCCGGAUAUACUGAGCACAGGCACACUUGGAAGAGUUCACUAUCACUAGUGGGUUAACUUGUGGAUGAUUUACGCACAAGGAGCCACCAAGACAGGAGGUGUUAAACUCAGCUCCUGGAGGGUCAUUUCCUGCAGUUAAAGGGUUAGUUCAUCCAAUAAUGAACAUUUACUCACCUCCAAACCUUUAUGAGUUUCUCUCUUCUCUUGAACACAAAAGUAGGUAGCUUAAAGAAAGCUGUGAACAUUGACAUCCAUGGAAGGAAAUACUACUAUGGAGGUCAACGGUUACCAGUUUUAACUGUCCUCAAAAUAUGUUCAGCAUAAGAUAGAAACUGAUAAAGGUUUGGAACAAGUGAAGAGUAAAUGAUGGCAAUUUUCAGAUGUGAGUGAACUAUCCCUCUAACAGUAAUGCACGUGACCAAGCUGAUCAAGGUUUUUAGGAGUGCUCAAAGAAAAAAGGGUGUGUUAAGUGCUGAACUCUGGAGGACAAUGGCGAUAUGUUCCUAAAACAAGCAUGUCCAGUUCUGCUCCUGGAGGGCCAGAAUCUUGCAGAUUCAAGAAAUGAGCUCAAACUCCUAUAGACGUUUCUAAUCUCAAACCAUGUUUCUGGUGAGAUACUGUGCUGGAGAGAUGCAAUUGUUCAAUUUUUGCACUGACCAAGAAACAGAAUUUGUUUGUAAAACUUCCGCAUUGCCUAACAAACUUUGCAUUUGCUUGCAAAACUUGCAACGAAACUUUGUGUUUGCGCAAACAACCUUUGCUUUUCCUAAAGAAACCUUGUUCGCUUGCAAAUCUUAUGUGUUUCUGGAGAAAGGUUUGCUAUUUGUACACAAACGUGUCUUCUAUAAUCCUGGGAAACCAUGGGUCUGUUCUUCGUACGUGGAUUACUCAAUUGGCUGGAUUUGGUUAUUGACCAUUUGACAAUGCAGGAUCGUUUCGUUCUAUAAAGCUUUCCCGAGAUUUGUUGUGGCAACAGUUCUGGUAGCUCAAACCUGCACUGGAACAGGUUUAUUUCAUGUAAACAGGAUUGGGUCUUUUCAAGGAAAAGUAAUCCUGAAAGUAUGUAACAAAUGCUGAUAUUUUCUUACAGUAGUAGUUAGACCAUUGUAAGGGAAGUAAACAAUAACAAUGGUCCUGACGUAUUUCCUGUUUUACAUUUUAAAUUUCCAUAGCUUCUGAGAGUCCAAAAAGUUCCACAUAUUGAUAAAUAAUGUUACAAUAGCUGUUAUAACAUCAAAAUAUGAUUGAAUCGUCUUUUGUUAUAGAUAUGAAAUAGUUCGACAAGCAGGAAAAUGUUCAUGGGCCAAUGACGUCAUCACAUUAAAAUGUCUAGUUACAGUAAAAGAAAAUCUAUAAAUAAAAUGUAUGAAAUCUGCACUGCGAAAUAAAAAGUACAAUAAUUUUCAUGGGGUGAUUCUCCCCAAGUGGUUUGAAGAGAAUAUGUAUUAAUAUCGACUUUUAGUUACAAACGUGUACCAUUUUAAGUUACCGACCCAGCUUUAGUAUGAUUUGUGUAUGAUAACAGAUAUAACCAAAAUUCAACAGUUUUUUUUUUUUUAAAGGAAUAAUAUUUUAUGCAGUCAUGCAUGUGUUUUGACAGCUAAUAUUCUGGUGAUUUGAUGCUUCGCAAAAGUUGCAGACACCCUUACUGAUUACAAAUAGCAGCCAGUUAUUUCUUACGCUGAUUGAAAAACUUCAAUAAGCCUAGGCUACUAUAAAGAGUAAAAAUCUGUAAAACUAAAUGCAUUGCUAAAUACUUUUGACACAUAAAAGUGUAAAGCCUGCAGCUCACAACAAAUGUGGAAAGUUAUUGCGUAUCAUAUUUAACAAACCGUUUACUACGAAUUUUAUGUAAUUUUGCUCACAUGGAUAACUGAAUAUUAAUCAGAUGAUGUCAUUAUGCUGCUGUGCCGUCAGCCAAUCGUUGCAUUGCAGGUCAUGAUUUCGAGGAUCGAUAGAUCUGUUCUUCACAACACACACAGCAAUCUCAAAUCAGUUUAUCCACACAUUUUAAUCUGAUUCGCGAACUUGUUUGAAGAACCAAAUUAGCCAGAGAUCAGUUAUCAAGAUUAAAAGAUCCAGGAUCUGCCAAAUCAUCUUGGAUCAUUUAAGUGAGGUACGAAGAACGGACCCAUGUUUACUUGCAAACCUUUUGCAUUCCCUGAAGCAGGGGUGUCCAAACUCAACCUGGCGGGCCGGUGUCCUGCAACUCCAACUUUCUUCACACCAGCCUAAAAGUUUCUAGUAUACCUAGAAAGAGCUUGAUCAGCUAGUUCAGGUGUGUCUAAUUGGGGUUGGAACUAAAAUAUGCAGGACACCGGACCUGCAGGACUGAGCCAGAGAAAGUACUGAAGUAUAAAUUUCUAGAUUUCCCCCAUCAAAACACCACUGUUAGAUGGGAUUUUGGUGUUAUAUACCUUUAAAAAUAAGAAGGCCUCCAUAUUUGAUUUGCAUACUUUUGAGGUUGGUCUCACAAGCCCUUGCUUGUCUUCAGAGUAAUCAUUUGUAAGCACUGACAGAUCCUUUUAUACGUCUUCUACAUACAUUUUGAAGUAAAUGGGUAUUUAUGCUGUUUUUUUAAAAUAAAAUCACAGCUUUAUACCAUUUGUCCCACAUGGUGCAAAUUAUAAUAAGUGGAAAUUAUUAUAAUGGAAAAAGCCUUCUUCACUCAUAACCUUUCAUCAAGUUAAAGCAAGGUAUUUUGCACCAUAAUCAAAUGGGUGUUCUUUGUAAAAGUUAACAUGAACAGAACAUGAAAAAAGGCAAUUUUAAAAUGCACUUUUACUCACCAAUUCUCAUCUGCUGGUGUAAAUAAAGUGCUGUCCAGUCCUGCUUGUAGAACAACUUCAACCUUGAUCAAACACACCUAAACCAACUAAUCAAGAUCUUCAGGAUUACUAAAAACUUUACACAAACAAGUGUAAAACAAGAAUUGGUUAACUCGUAUGCACUAUAACAUGCACAAUAUAUUAAGCAUCAAUAUCGCAAUGUGUCCGCCCACAAGUCACAUCGCAAAAUAUGCAAUGUUGAGUAAAGGAUUACAAUCGGGCAGGAUCCACAGUUCAAAACUCUUGAGAUGUGUACGUUUAAGAGCAUUUCAAGAGAAUUUAAAGCACUUUAACAGCGCAUAAAGAAGUUUAAGAACUGGGUUUCUGCCAGUUUCAAUAAGUAAAAUUUAAGACUUUUUAAGCUCCUUUUAAGACCAUUAUGAAAUAAAUU
Messenger RNA from Danio aesculapii, 4009 nucleotides. It is a transcript of the gene eva1bb, whose product is annotated as eva-1 homolog Bb (C. elegans). The transcript is spliced from 3 exons. Bases 348 to 839 code for a protein of 163 amino acids. The record is from RefSeq and is a predicted model, not a curated record. Lineage: Eukaryota; Metazoa; Chordata; Actinopteri; Cypriniformes; Danionidae.